This is a messenger RNA of Coregonus sp. 'balchen', 2838 nucleotides long. NCBI's taxonomy places the organism in Eukaryota, Metazoa, Chordata, Actinopteri, Salmoniformes, Salmonidae. The record is from the annotation of a GenBank genome assembly.
AUGUGCAGAUGGAAGCCACCCGUCGCCGGACUCAGUCCUGACCUCGCUGCCAUUGGCACUGCCCACACCGGGCUUCCGCCCCUGCCCAGCGCUGCCUCCCUCCGCCUGGUGUGCCUCACCCUGCUGCUGGUGGCUGGCACGGCUCUGGGGGGCUGCCCACCUGGGGUAGGGCAUGAGCCCCUCCAAGUACUGGCGAGGGGCAUUAACUGCUCAUGGACACUGGAGCGGCACACACGCAGUUACAAUCACCUAGAGGGCGACGUCCGACUACGGCGUCUCUAUUCCGCCAACAAGUUCUUUCUCUGUAUCGACAAAACGGGCAAGGUGGACGGCACCAGACGGAAAAACUACGCUGAAAGUGAGUAAGCUGGCACUAUCUCCUCUUUCUAUCUCUCCUAUGUGACGGAGAAGGGGUGGGAUGCCCAUGACACUGUACUAUAUUUUAUGGUGGUGUGAACUCUCAUCUUGCUACUUUUAUAGUGGUUUAUAGGAGUUUCACUGGUUUGUAUCUGCCUGUCGCUUCUAUUUAUGUUGUGUUUGGAGCGGGAGGCGUUGCUAGGUAAACUGGGAAUACCCAGUGUGGAUUAAACCACCUCAUGGGAAACCCGGCACUGUGUUUACAGCAAGGCAGACUUUGUGCGUCAGUUGGUCAUGCAAACUGGGCUUGGGAAAAAAGCUUCAAUAUCACAGGGGAUUAACUUGUCGAAACUGUGUUGAAAGUCCUCUGGUUCAAGGGGAAGCAAUAUUCUAUUUCUCAAAGUUUUCUCACCGAUUUUGUUGAGUGCUUGUUAGGGGAAUUGUCAGGAUAAUUAGGAGCCUCUGUGAUAUAAACUGUUAAGUACAGAACCGGAAUCAGCCGCUAACAAAGAUCACGUGUGUGUGAAAACUUCAGACCAGAGAGCUGGCUUCACUUACACAUACAGCAGGUGCAUUGGGGUCGCCAGCGCUGUAUAAUUUACACUAGAUACUCAGAGAAUUUCUACAUACCCAUGCAAAGUGUAAAGUCUUCUUACACAUACAUAUCAAUCAAGGAUCUUCAAAAAAAUGCCUUGAACAGAUCAGAUCUUUCAACAGCUGUUAUUAUCUCAUCUCAGUAUGUUAAAUUUCCCCAGAUUAGAUUGCACUGUAUCUGAUGUUAGUCUAUAAGGUGAAUGCACCAAUUUGUAAGUCGCUCUGGAUAAGAGCGUCUGCUAAAUGACGUAAAUGUAAAUGUAAAUGUAAAUGUAGUAAUAGGGACACUUGAGAGGAGGGCAGUGCACUGGGCAUAGGUGUCACUCACUCCAUGAUCUCCAUCAAUGGUGUCUUUCAGACUGUUGACCAGGACAGACGUGUUGUCUCUGGUCAUGAACUGACCUCCCAGUGGCCACUGGACAGCCUUGAGAGGUUUAUGCCUUUGACGGUUAUAUUUAUGUAUUUAGUCGUUAAUGCCUUUUUACGCAAGUGGGUGAGUCAGGGUUUUUCCAUGCUACCGAGGUAACAGCAGGGACUGCCCAGUCAGUCUGCCACUGUGUACAGCCUUAUAACAGUCGGCUGACAUUUGUGAACCUGCCGGGGCUACUAGACUACUCAUCUGGCAGACAGUUUUAUACCUCACACACACACAACAUAAAUUCACAUUGACUUGAAUUAUCACAAUUCUAAAUUGUGCUGGUGUUUGUUUUCAUGUAGGUGGUUUAGAUGUCAGACAUAAUCAUAAAAUGUUACUCUCUCAGGCCAUGCUUAUGUUUGACACUUUAAAUUCAGAUUGGAGCAGGAGUGGAAAUAAGGAAUUGGCUUCGCAAUGGAAGUUAUUAAGAGGACUGCAGCUACAUGAAACUGUUUCAUGCAGGAAAGCAGCAAAAGUGAUGCAUCUGGAUUGGGAGAUGUGUGGCUUUCCAUGGUCUUGUCAGAAGUGCUUAGUCAGUUGUACAGAGUGGUUCCCCAUGAAAAUGUGCAGCCCCCAAAUGCAAUGCUCUCAUACUCUUUAACCACCAUCCUCUCAUUUCCUGCCCUGGAAAGAACGGUUCUCUAUGAACACUACAGCACAGUGAGGGUGUGUACCUGCCUGCACCCCUAAAGCUGCACCCUGCCAAACCAGUGGUCAUUCGGCCUUGAAAUUAGUGAAAUGGACCUUAUGGUCGUGAUGUGGUCAUACCUCACAAUGAGACGAUCUGGCCUGGUCUAUUCUCAGGUCCAGUUUGGGUUCUACGUUACCACAGGUCAUUGCACCUAGAGAAUUCCUUGAUAUUGAUACGGUCACUAUGCUAUAGAUUGGAGAAGGAUGACUGGGCGGAAGCUCUGCAUUUUUAAUGAGUUUCCAUUGACACAGAUACAAGACUGCAGCCGCAGUACGACUGUCUCGGUGAAAAGAGAGUACAUAUCUUUAAGUGGCUUGGCAGGCACAGUAGAUUUUUGUCUUGAGUUUACAAAAAUGUCUCAAGUGUCUAAUAAAACAUAAAGAAACAGCAAUUACUUUAUUAUCCAAACAUAGAUGUAAUGUAACCAAAUUCUAUGAACACAUCACACAUGAGCACAUCACACAUGAGCACAUCACACAUGAGCACACGCACACGCACACACACAAACAGACACACACACACACACACACACACACAUUCACACACACACAUUCACACCUCUCACCCGUAGCAGACCCCUUUCUCCUUCCCACAUGUUUUAAUGUUGCUGGUGUGAGUGGGGAAGCACAGCUCAGCAGGGCCCUGAAUGCUGUCCAGUGCGAGAAACCUCCUUGUUCUCUGUGUUGCGGUCUGUCAACACGGCUACGUUGCCCCGACAGCCCUGCUACGCCCUCGCCUCACUCAGUUUUUCCAGCCCCUGCUCCCAACCUCUCAGGUGUAA